AUGCUUCAGGAAAUCUUCGGUCCCUUUGAGACAGAUCAAUUCGAUGCUUUGAAAUCCAUUUGUGAGCAUCUUUUUGUAGGUGAGGAUGACAGCGUUGACACAACAUCUUAUGCACCAACUCCUGCAAACAUGUACUCAAGGAGUUCAAGCUUCAACAAUCUGUUACUAAUGGAGAGUUGGAGCGAACUGCCCCUCAAAGUCGACAACUUGGAGGACGUGUUGGAAUACAGCACUAUGUGCAACGAGCUCAAUUCCGGGUGGACGAUGCCUUCAGCUCAGAAUCAAGAACUUGAUUUUGAAGUGACGACCAUUGAUUAUAACAAUAUUGGUCUGGCUUCGAAUCAAGAACUUGAUUUCAAAGUGACGACCGUUAAUUAUAACAGCAGUGAUUUGGUGAAGGAGAAGAAAUUGGAGAUGGUGGACCAGGAGGCACAAGUGCUGGUCGAGAAGACACAUUAUAAAGGAGUGAGGAGGCGACCGUGGGGGAAAUACGCGGCGGAGAUAAGGGACCCCAAGAAGAACGGGGCAAGGAUUUGGCUCGGGACUUACAAGACACCCGAGGACGCGGCAUUGGCCUAUGACCGGGCAGCUUUUAAAAUGAGGGGUUCCAAGGCCAAGCUCAACUUCCCUCACCUCAUCGGGUCGGCUGAGUACGAGCCUGUUAGGGUUGGCCGCAAGCGUUUGUCUUCUGAACCUAGCUCACCGUCCACGUGCAGCGAUGACGGCUUGAUGACGAGGAUGAAGAGGAGAAAGAGAGAGGUCAAUGUGGAUGCUGAGGUGGAUUUUGGAACUCCAACCCCCUUUCCUGUAUUGGAUAUGAGUUUUUGGAGUUGCGAUGAACAAUCGGUCCUGUAA
Eucalyptus grandis is the source of this 855-nucleotide messenger RNA. RefSeq names its product ethylene-responsive transcription factor 13-like. Bases 1 to 855 code for a protein of 284 amino acids. Gene Ontology annotation, biological process: regulation of DNA-templated transcription; ethylene-activated signaling pathway. The transcript has a single exon. The record is from RefSeq and is a predicted model, not a curated record. Gene Ontology annotation, molecular function: DNA binding; DNA-binding transcription factor activity. NCBI's taxonomy places the organism in Eukaryota, Viridiplantae, Streptophyta, Magnoliopsida, Myrtales, Myrtaceae.